Messenger RNA from Leopardus geoffroyi (Geoffroy's cat), 2195 nucleotides. RefSeq names its product cerberus 1, DAN family BMP antagonist (gene CER1). Bases 323 to 1135 code for a protein of 270 amino acids. The transcript has 2 exons. Gene Ontology annotation, molecular function: morphogen activity. The record is from RefSeq and is a predicted model, not a curated record. Gene Ontology annotation, biological process: signal transduction involved in regulation of gene expression; determination of heart left/right asymmetry. NCBI's taxonomy places the organism in Eukaryota, Metazoa, Chordata, Mammalia, Carnivora, Felidae.
GGGGGGUUGGGGAAAGAAUGUGUUGUUUUCAGGAAUAACUGCUCUGUAAAUCAAGUGCCAGCUAAUUACCCCCUGGGUCCCAGGCUUUCACUGGGGCCUUCUAAAACACACACAACUAAAGAGAAGGCAGGACACCAUUAGCACUACAUAAUUCGAGCAAACAGUAAAUGUGUUUACCCUGCCUGGCUCCUGACCACCUGCCUUUCCAUCCCACAAGGCAGGUAUCUAUAUAUAGGCUCUCCUUGUUUGUUCCUGCAGAGAGUGAACCUUUCCUUUAGACCUCACCAUCUGCGAAUCUGAGAGAAGCUUGGGCCCUCCCAGCAUGGGUCUCCUCUUCCUUCGGCUGCUGGUGCUCCUGCCUCUAGGGAAGGCUGCGCCGCACCGGGAUGGCCGCCAGAGUCAGACUUCUGUUUCCCCCGCCCUCCUAGAAAGGAGUCACAGAGAGCUCCCCGUGGGCAACCACGAGGAAGCUGAGGAGAAGCCGGAUCUUUUCGUGGCAGUGCCACACCUGAUAGGUGCCGGGGAAGGCCAGAGGCAGAGGGAGAAGAUGCUGUCCAGGUUUGGCAGGUUCUGGAAGAAGCCCGAGCGAGAAGCGCCCCCAUCCCGGGACUCGGUCAGUGGGCCCUUCCUUUCUGGGACCCAGGCCCUCGCCCAGCCCAGAGACGGGAUGCAAAUGGAGAAAUCUCCUCUUCGGGAAGAAGCCAAGAGAUUCUGGCACCACUUCAUGUUCAGAACGGGCCCAGCUUCUCAGGGGAUCAUCCUGCCCAUCAAAAGCCAUGAAGUACAUCAGGAGACGUGUAGGACAGUGCCCUUCAGCCAGACGAUCACCCAUGAAGACUGUGAGAAAGUAGUCAUACAGAACAACCUCUGCUUUGGGAAAUGUGGGUCUGUUCGUUUUCCUGGAGCUGAGCAGCACCCCCACACGUUCUGUUCCCACUGCUCGCCUGCCAAGUUCACCACGAUGCACUUGCAGCUGAACUGCACUGGCCUUUCCCCCGUGGUCAAGGUGGUGAUGCUGGUGGAGGAGUGCCAGUGCAAGACGAAGACCGAGCAUGAGCAUGAACCCCUCCUCCAGGCAGGCUCCCAGGCGGAGUUCCAUGCGCAGGAUCCCUUCAUCCCAGGAUUUUCCACUUAAAAAGAGACCCCACUAGGACCUUUGAAAAGCAAAACCACAAUAGUAAAGGUGCUGGUUAUUCAGUUUGCAACUGGUUAGUGGGUGCAUACUAUUUUAAGGGAAAGGAGGUGUAAAAAGUAGUGCGAUAGAACAAUCUCGAGGAACUGGUAUUCAUCUAGGUAUUGGUACCUAUUCGGGUUCUCGUCUUGGCUCUGCCACGCUGGCAGGAGGGUGUUAAGGACUUGUAGAAGCUUUCUGCACCUUGAGGGCUUCAUCUCUAUAUGACGGACUUGAACCGUCCAUUCAAGAGGUUUGCCAGAGGCCUUUCCUCUACUGAGAGUCCAUGAUCUUGUGUCUUCCAGUUCUGGUGAAAGCCCUCCAUCCGAAGUAGGAAAAGAAAGAAGGUUGACCAUAAAAACUGGCUUCUUGAAUAGCUUGUCAAAGUACCACCAGAAACAUGUACGUAGUGUUUGUGGGAAGGAUUCUUCAUACUUGUAGGCAGAUUUUGCAUCUCAGACGGUGUUUUAUUUGUCUUCUUCUAUCAAAUGCAUAUUUUAGUUCCAUAGAUUUAAGGAGUAGCUUGCUUGGCUGCCUCUUUAUUUUCCAUACUCCCCAUACAAAGUUCUUAAUGUCAGGUCUCUGGCUUUGAAGAAGGGAGAGCAAUGUUUAGUGGUUUACGUAGGGACAUGGAACAAUCAUUGGUAGCUAUGCAAGUACCUAAAUUACGGGGAAAUAAAAAUAUACAACCAGUACCAGGCUUAAAGGUCAAUCCAGAGAUGCUAAUGAAAGUAACCAAGGAAUUCCAGUAGACGGCAAAUUAAAUAAACGGCAAAGGAUUAAAAAUGGAAACAGUUUACUGGUGAAAUCCUUUAUCCACAUGCAUUUAGGAUUAGGUAGUAAGUUAAAGUUCUGUGUCUGGAUGACUGGUUUUUUUGUUUUGUUUUGUUUUGUUUUGUUUUUGGGGGGUUUUUGCUGCUGUAUAAAAACUUCAUGUUAUAAAUUUUGUUCUGUAAAUGCCACACUUGCAAUUUCUGAAAAUAUUCUGAGUAUUUUGAUGUAUUAAAUUUUAGUGUGUGAAGCA